Kickxella alabastrina is the source of this 823-nucleotide messenger RNA. RefSeq lists its product as uncharacterized. The transcript has 2 exons. Lineage: Eukaryota; Fungi; Kickxellomycota; Kickxellomycetes; Kickxellales; Kickxellaceae. The coding region runs from base 122 to 709 and encodes 195 amino acids. The record is from RefSeq and is a predicted model, not a curated record.
UCGCACUUGUUUAUUUUUUAUUUUUCCGACAUUACACAAUUUCUAUACUCAAAAAUCACCCUUUUCAUUUCACACGCAAGACAUAAACGCACGCACACAUACGCACAUUUUCUCCUCCACAAUGUCUGACUACAGCCCAAUUGCCGACCAUUCAGAAACCGCACACAACUUUGACCACAGCAACAAGGGCAAACAUAGCUCUUCGUCGCGCCCUUACAACAACGCGCAGGUGGACUCAUCCAGUCGGUUCCAACAAGAGGCACAUGUAAUUCAGGUCACUCCAGCGCCACAAAGCGCGGAAUAUUCGUAUGGCGGCGAGCCAACAGCCGGACCUUCGACAUUCAACUCACAGGACGGCGGCCAGCGCAUUAGCCGCUAUGAAACAUCGCUUGCGCUGCGCUACGAUAUUGAAGCAUCGCUGGCCUACGUAUUGGGCAUAUUCUCAGGCGCGGUUUUGCUGAUACUGGAGAAAAAGAACGACUAUGUGCGGUUCCACGCCUGGCAGUCGUCACUUUUAUCUGCUGUGUCGAUAGUUGCGCUGGUUAUCAGCGCCCUGAUUUCCGAUUUGCUUUACUGGCUGAUCAUCCUGGCCGUGGUCAGCUCGCAUGUAUACAUGGCGCGCCGGGCGUACUUUGACGGCGCCGUAUUUGAGCGCUUCGCACUGCCAUAUGUCGGGGCGGUGGCCAUACAACUUGUGGACGAAGAAUGAACUGCAUAGGUGUUAAUUUUUUAGUAAUUUAUGGAGGCGAAUUUACAAACAUUUAAUAUCUUUUGGUGCGACCCUGUCGCGUGCAUAUAUCAAAUAUACAUUUUAUAAUAUUCA